Molecule: messenger RNA, 1513 nt
Organism: Tripterygium wilfordii
Lineage: Eukaryota; Viridiplantae; Streptophyta; Magnoliopsida; Celastrales; Celastraceae
Product: acetylglutamate kinase, chloroplastic-like
Exons: 2
Coding region: 270-1292 (340 amino acids)
Biological process (GO): L-arginine biosynthetic process
Cellular component (GO): chloroplast thylakoid; cytoplasm
Molecular function (GO): acetylglutamate kinase activity; ATP binding; arginine binding
Source: RefSeq, a predicted model, not a curated record
UGUUUUGACUAGGUUGAAGAAAAAACCGCGGCUAGUGGCUAUUACCACUCCGCCUCCUCCACCACCUAUAUUGACCCCUUGAUUUAUGUUCACAGUUGUCCAAUUCUACGGUGCAACUUCUGUCUGUCCCCGGUCGACCAUGGUGCGAAACCUAGCAUCAUCCACUGUUGUUGCAGGUAAGCCAUCUUUGUGUCUUUGUUGAUAUCUCUUCUCCCUAGCAAGCACAGUUGCAGUAGACAGCAUAGGAGGAGGAGGAGGAGGAGAAGGAGAUGGCAGCAGCCAAAGCCUUGCAUUUAUGUACACCAUCCCUCACCUUCUGUUCCAAAUCCAAAUCUCUCAAAUCCCCAAAGAAGAACUUUGUCACAUUGCCAUGUUAUCCACGAAUCAAGGCAGAGGCAGCAGCAUCGUCGACAAAAGUGUCUACCCAAAACACACUAACCCCUUCUCAGUUUAGAGUUGAUAUUCUCUCAGAAUCACUUCCAUUCAUCCAGAAGUUCCGAGGCAAGACCAUUGUUGUCAAAUAUGGCGGUGCUGCCAUGAAAUCCGACCAUCUUAAGGCCUCUGUUGUCAGCGAUCUUGUCCUCCUCUCUUGCGUCGGCCUCCACCCCAUCCUCGUCCACGGUGGUGGCCCUGACAUCAACAACUGGCUUCGCCUACUAAACAUCGAGCCCAUCUUUCAUGACGGUCUUCGUGUUACUGACUCUCAAACCAUGGAGAUUGUCUCCAUGGUCCUUAUUGGUAAGGUCAACAAGAACUUGGUCUCCCUCAUCAACAAGGCUGGUGGUACUGCCAUUGGCCUGUCUGGCAUGGAUGGCCGCCUCCUUACCGCGCGCCCCUCUCCCAAUUCUGCUAAUCUGGGCUUUGUUGGUGAGGUUGCCGGUGUCGACUCCACUGUUCUGCAGCCACUCAUCAACAGCGGGCACAUCCCUGUUAUAGCGUCCGUGGCAGCAGACAAGUAUGGACAAUCAUACAACAUCAAUGCAGACACUGUGGCAGGGGAGGUGGCUGCAGCAUUGGGGGCGGAGAAGCUUAUUCUGCUGACAGAUGUGGUGGGGAUUUUGGAGGAUAAGGAUGAUCCUAAAAGCUUGGUGAAGGAGAUUGACAUAAAGGGUGUGAAGAAGAUGAUAGAGGACAAGAAGGUGGCUGGUGGGAUGAUCCCGAAAGUGAACUGCUGUGUGCGGUCUCUUGCUCAAGGAGUUAGGACUGCAAGUAUCAUCGAUGGCCGUGUCGAGCACUCUUUGCUUCAUGAGAUCAUGUCUGAUGAAGGCGUCGGGACUAUGAUAACCGGGUAAUUUGUGUUGGCUUUCGAAUGUAAUAAUUGUGAUUUAUUCCAAAUAAUUAUCGUUUCUUGAUUAGAAUUUACCCGGAUUAGCUGGAACUGUUGAAUGCAUUGUAACUUUUUGGUGCCUCAGGCUUAUCUUGAAUACUGAUUAUCAGAAUUCUUACUGUUUUGAUAGAAUAUAUUUCAAAUUGUAGCUUUAAUGUUUACUAAACGUCUGAUUUUAGUUUCGCU